This is a messenger RNA of Didymodactylos carnosus, 2486 nucleotides long. NCBI's taxonomy places the organism in Eukaryota, Metazoa, Rotifera, Eurotatoria, Philodinida, Philodinidae. The record is from the annotation of a GenBank genome assembly.
UGAUAAUACAAUUUUCAAUGAUACACCAUUAGAAAAUUAUAAGGAUACUUCCGCACAGUCUAAACAUGACUGAAAGUCGAGAACAUCUACCCAUAUUCAUACGAUAAUGCUUGUAAAACAUGAAUAACCUUCGUUGAACUGGUGACGAAAAAUGAUUUUUUCAAGGAGGUCAGGAGCAAUUUUGAGAGUCAAAAGUGUUGGUGGAGUAGUGAAUUUUUCAAAAAUUCACUACUCCACCAAAACAUAUCCAGCCCGCGACAGACUUGGACUUUGAAGCUGUUUCUAAUUCCGAGAUUUUAUUACCAUGCUGAAUGUUCCAUUUUGCAACUUGUGUUAUCUAUUAACCUAGAACGAUUGAUUAUACAUGAUUAGUGAAACUUUUUGGUAUAACCAAUUCGUAUGAUGGACUACAAACUUGCUUACAAAAAGGGCUGAUUAUAUUGCAAUUGCAACGUGGAUAAAAUACCUAUAUUUUUUCCUCAUUUGGUUGGCAUCCAGACAAUAAUUAAUAUUUUUACUCGAACUAGGUUAGUUUUUAUUAAACUUAAGUGUAAAGCUUUUGUCUGUUCUUUUUCAAAUUUUCUCCAUAUGGUAAAAAUAUUAAUGUAUAGAGAACGUUUCUUAGGAAAUAUUCCAGUAAAACACGAUGAUGGCCGAUACGUCAAAAAAAGAGAAAAUAGAAGCACACAAAAGUUCUUUUCAAUUUUUUAUAUAAAUUGUUGUUGCCGAGAGAGUAGUUUUUAAACUUACCGUCAAAUUGUCUACAAGACUUCUUGAUUUCUUUUUUCUUCAUGUAGUUUUAGAGACAAUCAAAAUGCAUAAAGUGAUUGAAUGUGUGCCAAAUUUUUCCGAAGGACAACGAAAAGAAGUAUUGCAAUAUCAAAAUACCGCUGUUAUAUAGUAUUUGUUAAAAUGAUAUAUUAUAGGUUAUCGAUACAAUUGCUCAUGCCAUUGCCGGUGUCGAAGGUGUCGCUUUACUAGAUGUAGAUCCUGGUUUAUCGACAAACAGAACAGUAUAUACUUUUGUCGGUCAUCCGCAAGCUGUUAUUGAAGCGGCUUUAGCAGCUGCAAGAGCCGCCUACAAUCUCAUUGAUAUGAGUAAACAUUCUGGUGAACAUCCUCGAAUUGGUGCCAUGGAUGUUGUACCGUUUGUUCCCGUUCAAAAUGCAACAAUGGAAGAUUGUGUAGAGAUAGCCAAAGAAUUUGGAGAACGUUUAGGAAGUGAAUUAAAUGUUCCAGUGUAUCUGUAUGCUGAAGCACAAGAUAAAGAAUAUCGUCGUGAUUUAUCGCAAAUUAGAGACGGUGAAUAUGAAGGGCUUUAUCAUAAAAUUCGUAAAUCCGAAUGGAAACCUGAUUAUGGUCCCGAUGAAUUUAUUGCUAAUUGGGGAGCUACAUGUUGUGGUGCUCGAAAAUUUCUAAUCGGUUACAAUGUAAAUAUAUUGGGUACAAAAGAGCAAGCUCAUCGUAUUGCACUCAAUCCUGGUAAAUUGAUGUGUGUUCGUGGUCUUGGAUGGUGGCUUGAAGAAGCAAAUUUAGCUCAAGUUUCUUUGAAUUUAACCGAUUUUGAAGUCACAAAUAUUCAUCAGGCAUAUGAACAAUGCUUACUAGAUGCACAAACGUUGAAUAUUGCCGUGUGUGGUUCACAAAUUGUUGGUCUUAUACCUUUACGUCCAUUAUUGAUGGCUGCCGAUUAUUUUAUUAAACAGCAAAAUUUAUUCAUAUUAGAUGAAGAUCAAAAGAUUCGUUUAGUUAUUCAACAAUUAGGUUUAAAUUCAAUAACACCAUUUAAUCCUAAAGAACGAAUUAUUGAAUAUAUAAUACAAGCACGUGAAGGAAAUGAUGAUGAUAAUCUUGUUUCAAUGGAAUUAAAAGAUUUUAUUCGUCAUGUUGGCUCACGAACAAUUGUUCCGGGUGGUGGCAGUGUAACUGCACUAAUUGCCACUUUAGGUACAUCGUUAGGUUCAAUGUGUUCAUUGUUAACAUAUGGAAUGAGAAAAUGGGAGUCACUUGAAAAAGAUAUGAGAAUUAUUAUUCCUCCAUUACAUAGUGCAACGAAAACAUUGAUGAACUAUAUUGAUAAUGAUACAGAAGCAUUUAACGCUUAUUUAACUGUACAAAAAAUGGCUGAAACAAAUGAAGAAGAAAAACGUUUUAAACAAAUAACUCAGAAUCGAUGUUUGGAACGAUGUAUUGAAAUGCCUUUAGCAAUUGCAAGACAUAUAAACGAAUUAUGGCCCGUUCUCAAAAAAUUAGCACCGUUAUUUAAUAUAAGUACAAAAGCAGACUUUUUUGUUUGUAUUAAAUGUAUGGAAACAGCUGUAUUUGGUUGUUAUAAAAAUAUUGAGGUCAAUGUAGUCAAUUUUCCUCAAAAUGAUGAAUACAUAUUAAAGGCAGCACAAUUGAAACAAGAGGGUACUCAAAUGUGGAAAACUGCUCAAAAAGAAGCACAAGAGCUAAUUGCAGUAGUGGAAGCAAGAAUAGAAUAA